AUGGGAAAGACUAAGAAAAGACAGCAUCAAAAGAAGAAGGUAAAGGAAGAAGAUACGGUUAAAGACACAACGGAUGAAGCUACUGAGACUGAGAAGUAUGAAGAGGUGGAAGAGGCGGAAAAGGCUGAAGAGAUUAAAGUCCGAUUAAAAAAACUACAAUUGGAAUCUGACGAAAAGGAUCAACGAAUCAUAGAUCAAAAGUCAGAGGAAACUUUAGAGCAAAAAUUACAGCAGAAGGAAGAAGAAUGUGAGAAAGUUAAAGAGAACUAUCAGAAUCUACUUGAUAGACUCUCUUCUAUGAAGACGGUGUUCACAAAGAUGAAGACUUCUGAGAUUGAAUUUCAUAAAACCAAGGAACAAGUUUUAAAAUUGGAAAAGGACAAGAUUCAACUAGAAAAAAAAGUUGAAAAGGUGGAGGAAAUGAACCAAACGAUCAUUGAUCUUCAGAAAGAGAUGAAUAACAUCAAUCUAGAAUGUGAAAAGUUGACUAGAGAAAAUAACAAUUUGAGAAAAGGAUCUGAAAUUAAAGACGGUGAGUUCCUAUUGGAAAAUAAACGUCUUCAGACAGCCAAUAAGAAGUUGAUGAUGGAACUUCAGGAGUCCAAAUCAGAGAUGGAGGAAUAUCUCAUUAUAAUAAACGAGGAGAAGAUGUCCAAGCAGGGGCUUCAGCAUGAAAUUGAUGAGAUCAACCUAAAGAAUGAGCGUUCCGAGGCUGAAAAUAAAAGAUUGAUUCAAGAAAAUCAAUCCUUGGAGAAAAAGGUGGCAGAGAUUGAAGGUGAGGUUACAAAUAUUAAGCAACAGCAUUCUAAGGAACAUCAAGAAUUGAAGAAUCAGCUUGAUACUAAGGUGAUUGAACUUUCAGAGUCCCAUGCCAAAGUAGAGGACUUGCAAAAGUUGCAGGACACCCUAAAGCAGAAAUCUGAACGAUUGGAAUCGCUCGAGCAGGAUUUUAAGCAGAAACAGAAAACUAUCGGUAAGCUUAGGCAUGAAACUAUAGUGUUAAACGAACAUCUUACUAAGGCCAUGAAACUUAUCAAACAAGAAUCGUCUCAGGAUACUAUUGAUAGAGAAUUGGCAUCCAACUUGUUCGUCAGUUUCCUUCAAAUACCAAGGGGAGACUCCAAGAAAUAUGAAGUUCUCCAGUUGAUUUCUAACUACCUCAAUUGGGAUGAUACUAAAAAGAAGCAUGCGGGACUUCUCAAUUCCAAUCAGAAGACAAAUUCCAACAGUGUCAUGGACUCUUCCGCCAAUAGACUUAACACCAAUCGAUCCUUUGUAUCUCUGUGGACUGACUUCUUAGAAAAGGAGUCCACGCCUCAUAAAUAA
Molecule: messenger RNA, 1326 nt
Organism: Brettanomyces nanus
Lineage: Eukaryota; Fungi; Ascomycota; Pichiomycetes; Pichiales; Pichiaceae
Exons: 1
Coding region: 1-1326 (441 amino acids)
Biological process (GO): Golgi organization; endoplasmic reticulum to Golgi vesicle-mediated transport
Cellular component (GO): Golgi apparatus
Molecular function (GO): small GTPase binding
Source: RefSeq, a predicted model, not a curated record